CAGACGGAGCUGUAGAGAAGCUGCUGCUCGGUUCAGAAAAUGGCCGACAGAUUUUCUAGGUUCAACGAAGAGCGUGAUUUCCAGGGUGGGAAUCACUUUGACCAUUAUGAAGAGGGCCAGUUGGAGCUGGAGCAGGCGUCCCUGGACAAGCCCAUCGAAUCGGUAAGGCUGCAUCCAUCAUCCUGCACCAUUGGACCAGCUGUGAGAGUGGAUGAUUGGUCCAGGGAGGAAUAAGAACCACAACUUUUUACUCCAUUCAUUCUGUCUAGAUGCAUCCAGUGUUUCCUUGAACACACCUAACCUGUAGAGUCACUUGUCUCAUGUCCAUUAAUGCCCUUUAAGUCCCUCCCACUUCCCAUGUCCUCUGCCUACUCCAUUUCCUGUGACAGUUAAAAUGAUUAUGUAAAUGCUAGAUCUUACUGUUUUAUGUACAGCUUACAGAUAAAACAUUUGAUUUUUGUAUCAGUCUCCCAUUAGUCAUUGUUAGUCAUCUUAGCACUAUGAGAUGAGAUGACUCUGAAAGCAUGGAGUGGAUAAAGCACUGUCAUUAUGGCUGUUUUCUAAAUGUUCUAGCUUUUCAUCCAUUUUAAACUCAUUCAGAAGAAAUUCUGUAUUUGAUAAUGACAAGAUUUUAUUCUGGAUAUACUGGAUAUAGCUGCUUUGAGGGAGGUUCCUGUACAAACCCCUGUAGUUUUUUUAUAUUUGUAUGGGUGCUGAUUCACUGAUUUAAAAUCUAUUGAGAGGGGUGUAAUCAUAAACGAAACCCUCUUAAACAAGAAUAAACAAGUUGCAGGACCAUAUUUGGAUUUAAAAACAGCCCAAUUAGGUAGAGUUUACAUUUAUAUGUCUGAUUAUUUUGCAGCAACUCAAACUUUUCUGUUAAUAAAAAGUGGGCAGUGCUUAUUCCACUCCAUUUAGCAAACAAGAGCGCACAUAAGAUGGUGUGAAUGGCUACAUUUGUGUUUGAAUGAGUGUGUGUCUAUGUAGCUUUAGAAUUUAUGUGUUAGUGUUUGUGUCUAUAGGACAGUUAUCUUAUUGUACACAACUUGGGGUGUUCGACAUUUCUCUCCUGCAGCGAAUUGGCCCCUAUUAGCUAAGCAGCAAUGACCCGGUUUGUAUUUGCACGCUCUGCUUUCUUACUCCUAUCUUUAGGGUCCUUGUAACGCUUCUGACUGUCUUUCUCUCUCUCUGUUUCACUACUGUCACACUCUACAUCUAUUCUCUCUCUCUACCUUCUUUUCUCUCUCGCUCCCUCCCUACUACACAGUGAUUCGGUGUACAGUACCCUCUGUCAUUCUGUGCUGGCAUGGUGCUUGUGCAACUGGGACUGCAUUUUUCGCUGAAGAGGCACAAAGAUAAUAGCGCAGGCAGCUCUCUUCUUUCUGUCUUUCCCACUCUCUCCAUCCCCCUCUCUGUCUCUGAAGCACUGUGGUGAGCAGGCCCAAACUCCUCUUACCUGCACAGUGUCGGGUCACCUCUCCUCAACAUAAUGGAUGUGCUUUGUGAGCCAUUUGGAUAGGAUUAGCAAUAUGGUAUAGAUCAAAAUAAUGUCUGAAAACAGAUUAUAUCGAACAUUAAUGUAUAAUUAAUAGGCAUGCAAAUUUUGUUUCCUUGAUCAUCAAACAAAGCUUAUAAAAUAUGAAGGCAUUUUUUUCCUCAAUGAAAGCUAUAUUUAAACAUUGGACAUUUUGCAGCAUAAGUAAACUAGAUAUUUGAGUCAUGAUUAAACACGUUAAUUCUUAGUAUCAAAUGUGAUAUAACAACUGAAAUAAUACCUUGCUAAUGGAAAAUUAAAAACAUCUAUAUUAGGUUGGUGAGGUCUAGGUGAGGGUUGCUGUAAAGCCCCAACUUCACCCCGGGCCUUUCCAAGCCAAUUUAGAGCUGGUUGCGGUGCACCACCACAGAGGAAAUAAUGCCAGGGAGAGUUCCUAGUUCCCAUGAGGGGAUCCUCCCACGCUGAGCGGCCGUUCCUGAAAGCGUACCGCUGUAAAGGGAAGAAGUGUGCUGCAUUAAUAAAACAAGACAAAACGAAAGCGUCAUUGCUAAACAAAACGCGGCACAAUAAUCAUUUUAUGUUGAUUAACUUGUUUUCAUAAUCAUUGGAAGCCAAAAUCCUAAUUGUAAUCCAAUUAAUUGCACAGCCCUAAUCUAUAUCAAUUUACAGUAUUUUCUGGAAGGCAUAAAUAUGAUGAGACUUAAAAUUCAGAUCACUUAAAAAAAAGAUCUAUUUUUAUAUCCAAGAAAAGAGCUGUAGGCUACAAAGGAAUGUCACCAAGCCUGUUUGUUUAGUUUUUAGUUUUUAAGCAGCAGCAGGAGAAAAUUCAGUCGUCCUUGCUGACCAUGGGGAUAUUCAUAUGUCGUGUUUGCUGCAGGGCUUCACACUGUGUGAUCGUAUUUGUAGCCUGAACAUGUUUUACAUGUGUUUUCCAUAGGAAGAAUCUAGAGAACCAAGAAUAUUACAAUUUUAUAUCCUGGUUGAGUUUUAUGUAUGACGUACAUAAUCACAGGCACACAAAACAUCCCACUGUGUGGGCGGUGGAGGGGGAGAAAAGAGAGGGGGAGAGAGGUGGCCUGCUCACCUAGCUUGAGUGGCUCUUCUGCUCCUGCGCUAUUAUUUGUGGAGGGGCGCUGAGGGCCGCGCUGCAGCAUCACACAGAUCCUCACAAAUCUGUUGAAAAAUGGCCACAUCAGAGGUGCCGUCACCAAAAGUAAUACUUACACUCCUGAUAUAUUCUCUUUGGAAAGUGCAUGCCCAAAGAAGAAGGUGGCAGACUUUUUUAUCGACAGGCAAGUAACCAUGAAAGUUUGCCACCAUUAAAAACUGUUAAGAUCAUUUUAGAGGAUUUGGUGACACCAGGUGCAUUUUCAUAAAAUAAAUGACGCAGUUCCUGUUUGGAAGGCCAAAUGCCUCACAGCAGACAAGGAUAAAUUGAUCUUUAUCUCAAAAAAGGCUUCCAGGUAUGAUUUACAGUGCACUUAAAUGGAUAACUUAAAUGUUAAAACACAUAGACUGACCUACAGUAUGUGACCAUGUUGUUAGGCCUCCGUAGUGCAAACAGUUGUUACAUCUGGGAUCUGUUAGUGAAUGCUUCGGCCAAGCCUCUCGGAGCCCCUCCCCUGCCACUUAUUGUGUGUGAUCUAUAGGCAGCUAGAGGUCUGUGGUACUUUAUUGGGAUCUUUUUUCUCUUUCUGUCUUUCCCCUUUUAGUCUUUGCUCUUUCUCUCUAACAUUGUUUUUGCAUUGCAUGUGUUAACUUGGUAGCAUUCAGUACUAUUUAUCUCAACACUCUGUCCUAAUAAUCACAACUACAAUUUUCCUCCCAGACUCAUCCCUCCCACGUCCUCUGCCCCGUUCAGUCCCUCCAACCUCCCCUCCUCCCUUUCCCGACCCUGUCCAAGAGCGAUAUGCAGCGGGCAGCCUCAGAGCCACAGAAACCACACAUACACACCACAAAUCUAAGAAACACAUGUAUACGGACCACAGAAAGAUUUUUCUUAGUGAAAAGUUUGUAUUUCUUUUUUAUCCAAGUUGUAGUCACUACAAAUUGUCUCUAAUUCAGUUACUGCGGUCCAUCAAGACCUUGGUUACAUUAAGGAUCGUGAAGUGUGUAGCCUUUUGCAUUAUAGCCAGACAUUAUUGUACACAGGUGUUUAAACUGUUAGACUUCUAUCACCUAUUAAGUGGGAAGAAGAACACAAGGAAAAGGUCAAACCCAUUUUUUACAACACUGCAAGCUCUCUAUUUAGCACCGGUCUUAAUCCAGUGAGCAGCAGGGGUGAUGGGUUCAAGGUCAUUGCUGAGGCCCCCCAAAUGUUCUUUUUAAAGUCAGCAAUGGAAUAAGAGUGGCGCAAAAUCUGACCAACUUACUUCAAACUCAAUGGGAAUGUGAGUGUUACAGUCUCUGUUUAAAGACGUUGGAGACCCCUUCAAACUUUGAUAAACUUUGUUAAACUUCCAGUUGAUGAAUUGGGCCUUCAGAGUUAUGAGGUAAGUAUGUAUUUUUAAAUAUUUAAACAUUUAUAUUAAUCAGACUCUGCUUCUCUUUCAUUUCCCCCUUCACUUAGUUAACGUUCAGUCUGACACAUCCACACUUCACCUCCAUUUACUGGGAAGUAGGAGCCUUCUGUUCUAGUCGUUUGGCUCUUGACGCACUGAGACAGUUUUUUCCAUUCAGUCGCACCUGCAAUAGCUGACUGACCCAGGAAUGUAGAGAGCACCAAACAUAAGGGAGCUGCAAGAGUUUAUGAGGAGCAGCAGACAGCAGCAGGCCCUGUUCUCUCCCAGCAGCACUCGCCAAAAGACAUUCCUCAGGGACACAAGAGAGGAUGAUGAGUAACUGCAGCAGUCCACUUUUUGUAAGACAGAUCCUUAAAGGGUCUGUCUCAGUCAGGGUAGAAAAAUAAAUUGUGUUUUCAUGGGGUAAUUUUGGGGCGAUUUUUGUCCCCGAUACAGUGGAAACCGCUUACAGUGAUCACGAUACAGCGAUCAACCGCAUUUAUGAAUCAAAAAGCUUCGGACAGAAUCAUUCCUAUAGAAACGCUGUUUAAAUAAUUUGCUUAUAGUAAUCAAGUAGUCUGCUUACAGUGUUCAUUUUGGGUCUUUUCAUACAUGACAACAUUUAAAACUGUUAGACUAAUGUUAGUUGAAUUUUUUUUUUUUUUACUUUAACUUUACUCCUUUUAUACUUUCGCUCGUGGACCAUCUGCUUUCCGGCUGGAUACCUGUGGCUGAUGCUGCGUGCACAUUGAUGUCGUAACAGGAAAAAGAGUAAUUUUCUGUGAAUAAAAAAUAAAUGCGCACAGGGAAUGCACCUGUGCUUGAAGCCGCCCUUGUCAAGUGGAUUGAGAACAACUCGUCAUGUCAUGCCCUCCAGCAAAGGUGCGCCGUUAAUCGCGCCACAGAGCCGGCCAAAAACGACAAUGUCUCACCCUGGGUGAGGGAAAAGGCAGAAGAAUUGACAGCGAGCCAGUAAACAGCAAAAUGGUCCGUUUCAUAACUUUUUAUUCAUGUAAUAAAUAAAAAAAUAUCAAUUAGGUGGUAUUCUGCAUUAGAAAUGAUGCACAACAUAAAACAUUUGGUUAUAUUAAUCAUCUGCAUAUAGUGAUUAAUUUGACCCGGACAGACGUGAGCACUAUAAGCAGUUUCCACUGUAUUUGAAAUUUAGAGGCAUUUACAUACACAACCACAUAUUCUUUUGCCCCCUUAAUUGUGUUUUAUGGGGCAAAUACCUUGAAUUUAGGGGCAAUUUUGCCCUUUGCCCUUUUCUGACACUGGUCUCAGAUUUCUUUUCAGAAUGUGUAAAAUCUCAGAUGUGUUGUUGAGAGUGAUCAUUAAAAGAACAAUUACAUAAAAUAUGUGGUUUGGGUUAAUUUAGGUUUAGUCACUUGCCUGUUCCGUGUUACACCCUCCUUGAUAAUCUGAACCAGUUAUUUCUUUGAGUCAGACAGGAACACAUAAACACACCCAUACUGUACACGUAUAAAUGGCUGCAUAGACUGAAGCAAUUACUAAAUACUCUGAGGUCUCUAGGUGGGGUCCCCUGCAUAUCACUUCCCUUACCCACAUCUUUUGCCAUGCACUGUGCCGAUUACAGCACAAUGCACACUUUUAAAAAAAAACAAAAAAAACACCCCACUUGUAGAUCUCUUUUGUUUGGAUAACAUUUUCUAUUUUUCUUUCUCCUGUAUUAACAGUCAGUUGGUGGAUUUAUUGACAUGCCUACCUUUUCUGUUUGUAUACAGUAUUAUGUUUGUUUAAAAGCAGAGAGAGAUUUUGCAUUUUUAAGAACUUAGAGAAGAUAGCAGAAUUGCAGUUGAAAGCGUUUGGCCGGUUUCUUACGUUGUGUCACGUGUGACUGUUUUUUUGACAGCCCAGUAUUUUAAAAGCCAGGAUAACAUCGGACACCGGCUGCUUGAGAAACAUGGCUGGAAGUUGGGGCAAGGUCUUGGCAAAAGCAUGCAGGCGAUUUGAUCCUGCCCAUGUUGUGCUGAUGGUAAACUUAGUGGACGCACCGACCCUGUGCCCAUCAUCCUCAAAUAUGAUGUCAUGGGGAUGGGACGGAUGGAGAUGGAGCUGGACUAUGCAGAGGACGCUACAGAGAAAAGACGAGUGCUCGAAGUGGAGAAGGAGGACACAGAAGAACUGCGGCAAAAAUACAAGGACCAGGUGGAAAAGGAGAAAGCCAUUGCAAAGGCUCUGGAAGACCUGAGAGCCAAUUUCUACUGUGAGCUAUGUGACAAACAGUACACCAAACACCAGGAAUUCGACAACCACAUUAACUCUUAUGACCACGCUCACAAGCAGAGGCUUAAGGAGCUCAAGCAGAGAGAGUUUGCUCGUAACGUGUCAUCCCGUUCCCGGAAAGGUGGAAAGAAGCAUGAAAAGAUGCUGCGUCGAUUGCACGAGCUGGCCGAGCAGAGGAAACAACAGGACCGUACUCCAGGAAGUGGGCCCAUGUUCAAAACUACCACAGUGGCUGUGGAUGGAGAGAUGGCAGAAGAUGGUGACACAACCCCUGAGAACACUGCUCUGACAGACUGCUUCCUGGAAGGAUCGCUGGCAGAUAAAAGUGAGGAAGUCUCCCCGAAGCCAGGUCCAACCAUCAGCUUCUCUCUGGGGAAGAACAGCUCCACCUCCCCGACCUCUAGUGGCGCAUCCAAAGUCAGUGUGUCCUUCUCUUUCGCAAAGAAAGCCCCAGUAAAGCUGGAAACGGUAGCGGCAGUAUUUGCUGAUCAUGGAGAGGAGGCUAUGGAGGAAGAGGAGAGCCAGGAGGGAGAGAAGGCUGGAGGGCAAGAGGAGACAUCUGGCAGCAACACAAACAGCCCUAAGGGAGGAUCGGGAGGAUCAGGAGGAUCAGGAGGAGGCGAAGUAGAAGAGAGCGCUGUUGAGACAGUGACAGAAGAGGUACAGCCGCCUGAUGACGGAGCCUCUCUGGCCUCCACUCUCAACAAACUGAAGAUGAUGAUGAAAAAAGAGGAAGGAUAUGCUGGACAGGAGCCUCAGUACUAUCACUAUAUACCUCCAGCUCACUGCCGGGUAAAGCCUCGCCUCCAGUUUUUGCUGUUUAUGAAGGCCACUGAUCAGUGUCCCACCAAAGAAGAGGAGGAUGAGGAAGAGGGGCAGGAGGAGAAGAAGGUUGAGGAAAGUCCUGAACAGACGGAGCCCGACGUCACAGAGUGCAACACUGAAAAAGAACAAGAUAACAUCACUUCAUCGCCCGACCCAGAGCCAACUCCUCCAUCACCUAAAGUGAAGACGGAGGAUGUCUCUUCAUGCACAGCAGAUACAGCUCCCGUGGUACCCACUUCACCUGCACAAAAAGCAGAGAGCACACAGGAUGCUCCUGAGUCCAACUCGGGUCCUAAAGUCCCCACAGGUCCCUUCUUCCCAGUUCUGAGCAAAGAUGAGAGCACCACACUGCAGUGGCCCUCGGAGCUCCUCGAAUUUACAAAAUCUCAGCCUUCCCUGUCUUACAGCUGUAACCCCCUCUACUUUGACUUCAAGCUGUCCCGCAACAAAGGAGUGCGUGCAAAAGCAGCAAAGUCCCCUAAGCCUUGUGAAGGGUCUGAUGACAAGGGGCAAGAGAUGGCUGCCUCAACAGCUGAAGUAGACACAGCUACUAAACCUGGGACCAGCACCGACAAAGACAAGCCGACGACGAAGGGAGAGCCUGGCCAACCAGAAGGCGAGGAGCAAAAGCUUGAAGCUGGCGGCAGUAGCGCCAAGAAGAAAAAGAAAAAGAAGAAGCAUAAGAAGUCCACGAAGCACUCAAAACGCAAAGGAAAAGACAAGGGAGCGAAAGAAGACGCGGAGGGUGAGACUGAGGCGACGCAAGAGAAGCCCAAAAAGAAGAAAAAACACAAACGGAAGAAGAGCAAAAACAAGGCUCCAGAUCAAGAUGAGGCAGCAGGUGAUGAAAAGGAAAAGGAAAAAGAAAAGGAAAAGGAAAAAGCAAAACCAAAGUCAGAUGAUAAAGCCGUUGCCUCCUCUGUUCAGGUGACAACUGGAGGGGGAGGGGCUACAGGAAGUACAGGAGUAGAACUGGGGAAGAGGAAACGUGCUACUAAGGAAGUGCCUUGCAAGUCUGGAGCAGAGGAAGGAGCCGGAAAAGGCACCGACAAGGUCAACUCCUCAGAGGAGCACAGUGGCUCCAAGCGACAGAAGACUGACUCCAGUGCACCUCAAAGUGCCUCCUGCUCCACCUCAGCCCAAAAGAGUCCCGGUCCUGGUCGACCUCCCAGCAGCGAGAGUGAAGAAGAAGGGGGCUCUAAUACUCAGCGCUCACGUCAGCACAGGUCAAGUCCUCGGGAACAACGCCGCCACCGUAGUGAGGAAUCAAGGCGGUCCGGCAGCCGCUCUUCAAGGCGAGGGGAAAGACGGGGCAGCAGUCGUCGACGCCACCGUGGUCAAACUUCCCGUAGUCACUCUUACUCCAGCAGUUCUGAGCGUUCCUCAGCGGGCAGCAGCGCCUACAGCCGCAGCCGCCGCAGCUACUCGGACAGCUACAGCGACUACAGCAAAGAGGGCCGCAGAAGGAGGCGCUCCAAACGCUCGUCAGACUCCGAGUACGAGCGGAGGGGGAGCCGAGGACGUAGACGAUCCAGGAGACAUCAGUAUUCCUCUUCCUCCUCAGAAGACUCCCGCUCACGUUCACGCAGCUACAGCCGCAGGAAGAGGCACCGACGGCACCAUCGGAGCAGCUCAAGAAGCUCGAGUAGUUGGAGCCGCAGCACCAGUGCGAGAUCCUGGAAGCGCAGCUACAGCCGCAGCCACAGCUCUGCCAGCCGCUCCUCCAGCUCCACUAAAGGCUCUCCUCGUCGACGAGGCCCCAGGGCUCGAGCGGACAUUGACGCCCAGCGCAGAGACUUCAACCGCUCUUGCAUCUACCGCUCCCAGUCUCCACGUUCAUCUUCAUCACGAGGCCUUAACCGCAACAUCCAUUCAUCCAGCUCGCAGUCUCUGAGGCCGGGGGGGUCCCGAGAUGCAGGGGAACAGAAAAACUCCCUCACUGCACGCCAGCUGCUGGAGAAGGUUCAAUCUAAGAAAAGCUCUGAUGAUUCUGCCACAGGAACAAAAUCUGGGAUUAAGAUUAAAGACCCACCACAGGGAUACUUUGGUCCCAAACUACCGCCGACCCUGGGAAACAAAGCCUUGCUGCCGCUUUUUGGUAAGCUGCAGGCUGGGAAGAAACCGGUGAUUCCCCUAACCAGACCUAAUGAGGGUCAGAAAUCAGGAGCAGGGAAGUGCUCUGAGGCAGAGGUUAUCCUGGUAGAGCCUAUAAGGGAGUUCCCUCCUCCACCACCACCUCCAGCUCCACCGGUCCAGAAGGUUGAGGAGGCCCCGCAGAUCACAGUGGUGCAAGAGGAGACACAGCAUCCCGCUGCAGAAACCCAGGUGCACCAAGAACCCCGGCCGUUGUUUGAACAGGAGCCUUCCAUGACGAUGCCCCAGUACCAAGGAGAACCGGGACAGGACCCCUCUCAGAACCCCAUGAUGGAGUCCCUCAUGCCAGACAUGCAGCAGCAGCCUCCAAUGCAUGCCUACCCUAGUUACCCACCACCCAACCUGGAGGAGGAUGGCAUGGAGGCAGAGGAGGACGGACUGGCUCCUCUAGAGAGUCAGCCCAUCACGUUCACACCAGAGGAAAUGGAGAAGUACAGCAAGCUGCAACAGGCUGCCCAGCAGCACAUCCAGCAGCAGCUUAUGGCCAAGCAGGUUAAGACAUUUCCCUCCGCUGCUGCACAUGCGGCCGCCGCCGCCGCGGCUGCUGCCAAUCUGGCCCCGGCCCCCCCUCCCCAAGCCCUGCAGCAGAUCCACAUCCAGCAGCCCACUAUGUCCAAUGCCUCCGGCGCAUCAAUCACCAUGGUGCAUCAAGCCAUCCUGCAGCACCACGCUGCCGCUGCUGCAGCCAUGGGCAUCCACCCAGCACAUGCCCACCACCCACACCCUGCACAUGCACAGUUGGCCCAGGUACACCACAUUCCCCAGCACCACCUUACCCCCAUCUCUCUGUCUCCUUUGGGCCACUCUCUUGGUCAUUCUCUGGGACACUCAUUGCAACACGCCGGGCUGAUUCCUGCCCACCCGACCGCCUUCCUCUCUGGUCAGCCUAUACACAUCAUCCCAGCUUCUGCACUUCACCACACUCCCUUAGCCCUCCACCACUUACCACACGCAGCCCUCUACCCCACACUGUUUGCACAACGGCCCUCACAGGCUGCUGCAGCAGCAGCUCUCCAACUCCACCCACAACUCCACCCACUGCUACACCCAAUCUUCUCAGGGCAGGACCUCCAGCACCCACCUAACCAUGGCUCUUGAGUAAUGAUACAAGUGAAGGAGUAAAGUCAGUCACAGCAGCACCCAACCACUGGAGGAAAGACUUCACCUGAACCGGCUUGGUUCAGGGUUUUAACAUGGAGUCUUUGCAGCAGGCAGUGAGACAUGAAGCUGUCAAUAGAUGACGCUUUUACUGGCCAACACAGGGCAGAAGUUGUAGCCACAAAGUGGUGCUGCCUGUGUUGAGUUCAAAAUUGACAUUUUCUUCUGGCUCACGUGAGAUCUUUUUUCAUGUUUUGCCCUGAAUUUCUAAAACGGGGUGCAGAUUUAAAGAGACUUCCUCAACACAUUGGUUUAUAUUCCAGCUUGAGGUAUAUUAACACCACCCGUUUGUUUUUGAAUGACACGUCAGAGAAACCACUGGAGUUUUUUUUCCCACAUAAAAAAAUAUUAUUCUCAGUUUUUGCUCAAUUUGGCAGCCAAAGAGAGACGUAAUGGCUGAAUCAUGUUAAUAGGACGUGGUGGGCAAACAGCUUUGACUCUGUGAUGUAACCUUCAGAGACAGACUUCUUCAUAUUUACUGAUAUUGUUUAUGUUCUCAUAUGACUACUUGCUCUCUAUUGGAUCCUUGGUCUCAAAUAUUUUGUAAUGCAGUAACUUGUAUAUAUAUCAGUGUGUAAUGUGAAGAAUCUCACCAUAUAAAAUUACAGCUGUGGUGUCCAAAAUCGGUAUGACAUUGUCACAUUAAGACCCCCUCUCUCAGCGAGGGGAGAUGUGACGUAGGGGUUUUAACGUCCCUGAUGCUCUGAGGCAAAGCCCAUGUUCCCUGUGGUGAGGGUGAAAAAAUUGCACUGAAUAUCUGUACAUCGAGGUGGUGCGUUCGCAUCAUGUAACAAUAAGAUUGUAGUAUACUGCAAUAAUUGUAUUUUUCUGUUUUAAGUUAUUUUCCAAAAUGCCCUUCAAAAGAAGGGCUGUGUUUUGCUUUUGUGUAAUUUUGUAAAUAAACCUGCUGUAGAUUAACCUAUUAACAUUCUAGAGGUUUAAUAUCGGAAAAAGCAGAUGGAUGGAAGAUGGUCACUUGUAUGUAUUUUAUCAAGUUUGUUUAUAAAUUAGCCCGCUUAAGACGGGCUGGGAUGGCAAAGGAUAGUGAUCUGUCAAACAGUAGCAACUCUGUAUUUUUUAAAAACUCACUGUUUCGGCAAAUAAAAUCUUGAGUUGA
Sebastes umbrosus (honeycomb rockfish) is the source of this 11497-nucleotide messenger RNA. RefSeq names its product G patch domain containing 8 (gene gpatch8). Gene Ontology annotation, cellular component: nucleus. The coding region runs from base 6046 to 10320 and encodes 1424 amino acids. The transcript has 9 exons. Gene Ontology annotation, molecular function: nucleic acid binding. Lineage: Eukaryota; Metazoa; Chordata; Actinopteri; Perciformes; Sebastidae. The record is from RefSeq and is a predicted model, not a curated record.